Messenger RNA from Sander lucioperca (pikeperch), 2619 nucleotides. It is a transcript of the gene cyp1a, whose product is annotated as cytochrome P450 1A1. The transcript is spliced from 7 exons. The coding region runs from base 245 to 1810 and encodes 521 amino acids. Gene Ontology annotation, molecular function: heme binding; oxidoreductase activity, acting on paired donors, with incorporation or reduction of molecular oxygen, reduced flavin or flavoprotein as one donor, and incorporation of one atom of oxygen; steroid 17-alpha-monooxygenase activity. Gene Ontology annotation, biological process: hormone biosynthetic process; progesterone metabolic process. The record is from RefSeq and is a predicted model, not a curated record. Lineage: Eukaryota; Metazoa; Chordata; Actinopteri; Perciformes; Percidae.
GAGAGAGAGAGAGAGAGAGAGAGAGAGAGAGAGAGAGAGAUACGUCAUGAACAGCAGCCAAUGAAGCUGUGGAGCACACUAUAAAGCAAGAGCCUAUCUCUGUUUUGAGAGAGAGAGAGUAAACUUGGACAUUGUCUCUACUAAACCAAAUUUGUACUAUCUUGAAAAGUACUUCUGGGAUUUCUACUUUAUUACCAUUCCACUAAGGUUGUGCAGAAGCCACACAAAAAAAGGAGUUGUCAUCAUGGUGCUAAUGAUUCUACCAUUCAUUGGAUCGGUGUCGGUAUCUGAGAGUUUGGUUGCUAUGAUAACAGUGUGUCUGGUAUACCUGAUCCUUAAGUUUUUCCGCACUGAGAUUCCUGAGGGGCUCCGUCAGCUGCCUGGACCAAAGCCCCUACCUAUCAUUGGGAACGUGCUGGAGAUGGGCAGCAAACCUUACCUGAGUCUCACUGCCAUGAGCAAGCGCUACGGCCACAUCUUCCAGAUCCAGAUCGGCAUGCGUCCUGUGGUUGUGCUGAGCGGCAGUGAAACAGUUCGACAGGCUCUCGUCAAGCAAGGGGAGGAGUUUGCGGGCAGACCCGACCUGUACAGCUUCAAGUUCAUCAAUGAUGGCAAGAGUCUGGCCUUCAGCACAGACCGGGCCGGUGUCUGGCGUGCCCGCAGGAAGCUGGCCUACAGCGCCCUGCGCUCCUUCUCCAACCUGGAGGGCACUACUCCAGAGUACUCCUGCAUGCUGGAGGAACACAUCUGCAAAGAGGGAGAGUAUCUGAUCAACCAGCUCAACACCGUCAUGAAGGCUGACGGCAGCUUUGACCCCUUCCGCCACAUUGUUGUCUCCGUUGCUAAUGUGAUCUGUGGAAUGUGCUUCGGCCGACGCUACAGCCACGAUGACCAGGAGCUGUUGAGCUUUGUUAACCUCAGUGAUGAGUUUGGCCAGGUGGCGGGAAGCGGUAACCCUGCAGACUUCAUCCCUUUUCUUCAAAUCCUGCCCAGCCCAACAAUGAAGAAGUUCUUGAGCAUCAAUGCCCGCUUCAACAAGUUUGUGCAGAGGAUCGUCAGCGAGCACUAUGCCACCUAUGACAAGGACAACAUUCGUGACAUCACAGACUCCCUCAUUGAUCACUGUGAGGACAGGAAGCUGGAUGAGAACUCAAAUGUCCAUGUGUCAGAUGAGAAGAUUGUAGGGAUUGUCAAUGACCUGUUUGGAGCUGGUUUUGACACCAUCUCCACUGGCCUGUCUUGGUCAGUGAUGUACUUGGUGGCGUACCCAGAGAUACAGGAAAGGCUUUAUCAAGAACUGAAGGACAAAGUGGGUCUGGAUCGCACUCCUCUUCUCUCUGAUAAACCCAACUUACCGCUUCUCGAGGCCUUCAUCUUUGAGCUGUUUCGCCAUUCUUCAUUCCUACCCUUCACUAUCCCCCACUGCACGACAAAAGACACAUCUCUGAAUGGCUACUACAUUCCCAAAGACACCUGUGUCUUCAUCAAUCAGUGGCAGAUCAACCAUGAUCCUGAGCUGUGGAAAGAGCCGUCUUCUUUCAACCCAGAACGCUUCCUGAGCGCUGAUGGCACUGAGGUCAACAAGGUGGAGGGGGAGAAGGUGAUGAUUUUUGGCAUGGGAAAGCGCCGCUGCAUCGGCGAGGUCAUUGCACGAAAUGAAGUCUACCUCUUCUUGGCAAUCAUUGUCCAGAAGCUGCGCUUCCACAAUGUGCCUGGAGAGCCACUGGACAUGACCCCAGAAUAUGGUCUCACAAUGAAGCACAAGCGCUGCCACCUGAGAGCCACAAUGCGAGUGAGGAAUGAGCAGUGAAGCUAUUUAUAAUGUACAUGUAUGUAUGCAUGUAUGUAUGACAAUAUGUGGUAUAUGUUGACUCUAACGCUGUAAUGGUCACUGUCAUAAUAACAGUCUCAGAAUGUAAGGCACCGGAUGACGAAUUUGAUCUACAGAGCGUAUGGCAUUGAAGCAAAUAAGUGAAAUGUGCUUGUUGCAGAUUGUCAGCGAUGUCUAGGUUCGUGUGAAAUACAGUAUCUCUGUCAUGUUUUUGGUUGUCUAAGAGAUAUUCCUGCACGUGGUUGGUGCUUCUCAGUGAAGUAAAGGAGAUACCUGGUUAUCUUGUGUUGUAAACUAAACUGCUCCCAUUGAGAAGUUGUAAAACACUCAGAGACUAAGUUGCCUUGUUCAUCUUUGAGACACAGUAUGUUUUACUGGAUAGGCAUUACUAUUCAGGCCACUGCAACCUAAAUUGUUUUCUUCUGAACAGGACCUUAUGAGACCUUUUACAAUAAGCUAAUUAUUUUGAUUCCAUUACGAUGUGGAUGCAAGACACUGAAGCUAUAUUUGUAUCCCAAAAUGUGACAUUGUGUGUAAAUCAAGUUUUUUGUAUUUUUUAAAAGUAAUUUUUUUAUGUGCCUAUAUCGUUUGUAUUGGUUGAGGUGAAAUACAGUAGUUUUGCUCUGCAUCUACAUGAACUAUCAGGACACCAAAAGAGUUCCAGUGAUUUUUGGAAUAUAUUAUUAUACAAUUUUGUAUUUUAUGUAUCAAUGAUUGUAUAACAUGUAAUGGUAUGUGAUGAAGCAUCAUUUAAUCAGCCACACAAAUAAAACAUGUUUUAAUGAUGA